AUGGUAAAAGGAACCCUCCGCAAUCACUCCAAUAUCGGGCCUAUAUCAAAGAAAGCGACAUUUCCUUGUCUUCGAAUUAGCUUCACUUCGCUCACUUUUCCCCUCUCAUUCCUACUCAUCGCCGCGCUUCUGGUGAACGAAAUCGAUGCAAAAGUCGUCCGGAAAGAUGAGCAGACUCCACCACUUUCCCCGGUGACAAAAGAUUCGGCGGGAGACUCGCUUGAAGUCCUUCCCGUCUUCGUUCGUAAAGCAAGUGCCCGAUCGAUCAAUGUAAUCACGAUUGAAAAAGAGCCGCAAGUUUCCGGAGCACGAGUCGAAUCUCCAUCCGACUCGACUUCCGAGGCAAUCUUUUUAGGACACACGGAAAAGGGCGAAUCAAUCGUGGUCCCGAAUCGAAUUGUUCAAUACACUCUUUACGGUUUUUGGUUGGAUGAAGUGGUGGCGAUCGCUUUCACUGUCACAACUUGCCUGGAACCCGGUUACCUCUUCGAGCAAAAGGAUUUCUCUCUUCAAACUGAUAAACGGAUUACGUUAUAUGGACAAUUCCAGAGUCAUGAGACCGAGAUUCGUCUUUGUAUCAAAAAUCGCUCAAAAGACAAAACAAUUGCGAAUCAAUUCGAAGAAGUUGUCGAGCAUCGAACUUGGCUUUCAACCAAAGUCCCGCCAAGGAAAUACUAUUUUCCGUUUGCUGUUCAGGUGACAAUUCUCGCGUGUCUUCUCGUCUUAUCCGGUCUCUUUUCGGGGUUAAAUCUUGGCCUAAUGGCUCUGUCCACUCAGGAAUUGUUACUGAUUAUGAAAUCUGGCUCAAAAACCGAGCGCCGCUACGCCGAGACAAUUUUGCCGAUUCGCGAGCGCGGAAAUUUACUGCUUUGUACAUUGCUACUUGGAAACGUUUGUGUGAAUUCGGGUAUCUCAAUCCUUCUCGAUGAUCUCUCAUCCGGUCUUGUCGCUCUCGUUGUCUCUUCGGCGGCUAUCGUCAUCUUUGGAGAGAUUUUCCCGCAAAGUCUUUGUGUUAAAAAAGGUUUGGCUGUGGGUGCGCACACGAUUUUCAUCACUCGUUUCUUCAUGGUUCUCACUUUUCCCGUCGCUUUCCCGAUCUCAAAAAUUUUGGAUUGGAUUUUGGGUGAUGAGGUGGUCGCGUAUGACCGGAAACGACUCAUGGAAUUGAUCAAGAUGAACGCGAAAGAUGAGAACGGAUUGGCUGAAGAGCUGAAAAUUGCUGUUGGUGCGAUGGAGAUCUCCGACAAAACCGUUUCCGAUGUGAUGACGAAAAGUGAUGAUGUGUUUAUGUUGCCCGAUACAACUGUGCUCAACACGAAAACGGUGGCCGAGAUUCUGCGAAUGGGAUACACGAGGAUACCCGUUUAUUCGGGAGAUAGGAAUCACGUGGUAUCGCUUCUUUUCGUUAAAGACUUGGCUCUACUCGAUCCGGACGACAAUUUCACGAUUCAAACCGUUUGCGGAUAUCAUCAACAUCCAUUGCGAUUCGUUAUGCAAGAUACGCCGUUGAGAAUGAUGUUGGAAGAGUUUAAAAAGGGUGACUACCAUUUGGCGAUGGUUCAACGAAUCGUUUGCGCUGAGGACACUGAUCCAACGUAUGAGCUGGUUGGAGUGGUCACACUGGAAGAUAUUGUUGAAGAGAUUCUUCAGGCCGAAAUCGUUGACGAGACGGACGCUGUCACCGACAAUGUUCACAGAAUUCGGAGACAUCCAAAAAAUUUGGAUGAACAAAGAAUCCAAACCACAAUGUCAGCUAUUGUAUUACUUCAUCCAUCAUCGCCAACUCGAUCAAAUGAAGCAGAAGCUGUUGGACCGCGAUUGUCGACGAGUAGUUUACCGGAGAAUUCGAACAGCGUUGUUCGUCAAAAACUCUAUCGUCGCUGGUCACCGAUUCCUCUAUCGGAUCGACGCUAUCAACGAAAAACCGGUUACAAUAGCCAAAUCUCGUACAGUGGCUCGAAACCAGCCUCUUCUCGAUGCUCCCUUUUAAUGCCGGUCUCCGCGAGGCCCUCUUCUUCUCUGAGCACUUUGGAUGUACCCGCUUCUCCAAGGAUCGACGAUCGAAUCCUCGUAUUUUCGAUAUUUUUGCUCGCUUUUUCUUCUCAUAAUUAUCACCUCGACUUUCGUGGCCGUGUUGAUCGUCUGGAAAACGAAUCGCAGCUCGAUGAUCGGCUUUUUGUGACAAUGGCCACCGACUUAAGCUAUUUGGUGGCCAGCGAGGAGCCGUCGAGAGUCAUUUCUGUGCAAAUGUUGCUCGUCACAAUGCAGUGGCUCACAACAAAUCACCAAGCUUUCACUCAAGUGAUGAUCUCACAAACAGUUCUGGAGAAGUUGAUACGACAAAAUGUGAAGAGGGUGGAAUUGACCCAUCUACCCGAUAUGUACGAUCCAAAAACGGUGAUCCCUAGAACGGCAAAGAUCUACACGAAAGGCGAGAACACCGAGAAAUUUGUGUUGAUCCUCGAGGGACGAGCGCUGGUCACGAUUGGACAGGAUGAGAUGACUUUUGAAGCUGGCCCAUGGCACGCUUUUGGGACGGAACUCUUGGAGAGAAUCUGCGAGCACAUGAAGACAGAUCGGCCACUAAAUAGCAGUCGCUGCUCGCUCACCGAUCGCGCCGACGGGAACAAGGAAAAGAAAAUCGGCUUCACGCCGGAUUAUUCGGUGAUCGUUCGCGACGAUUGCACUUUUUUGGAAAUCUCAGCCACUUCGUAUCAACUCGCCUACAAAACGACGCUCAUUUCGAGGGGUCCAAGACCGUCAGUUGGCGAGGGAGCCACCCCGUCGAUGCACAGCCCGCUUCUUCCAUAUCCACGGACUGGGUCACAGACCUCUGUUGACCUCGUCACGCCCAAGGGACCCAGAGAUUUGGAUCCAAUUGCUCGCUUGAAACGAAACGGAAAUGCAAGCACAAAAAUGAGAUCGUCGAGCGAAAGUGAACAGCACGAACUCAUCCCGCGUGUCGAUUUUCUGUCUCCCCGUGAUGGUUCGCUGUUUUCCGAGGACUCGGCUCUCUCCGACAAU
Molecule: messenger RNA, 3024 nt
Organism: Mesorhabditis belari
Lineage: Eukaryota; Metazoa; Nematoda; Chromadorea; Rhabditida; Rhabditidae
Source: the annotation of a GenBank genome assembly